GAAGAUAAAGGAUAUGCGAGAUGCCAGCUCUAAAGGUUGCACAAGCUUUAAGCAGUUUUCUUGGUAUGGCAAACUAACAUGAAUUGCGAAGAUAAUGACAUAAGCCCCUGCACUAUGUUGGGAAGUGAAGGGCGGAUUUCAGCAUCAGAGUCAUUAUUUACAUACAGAACAAAUGAAACGCAUGAUACAAUGAAUGAAGAAGACUUUGUCCCAAUGUUCUUAGACAAUUUAGUAGCAGAAAAUAAAGGUACAGAGUUGUAUUCUAAUGCAGUUGAAACAUGUGGGGAGAACUCUCAGUGCUUGUUUGAUUCUCUGGCAACAAGAGAUACCAAUACAGGUGCCAAUACGCUUCAAACUGACGAAGUUAUUACAAAUGAUGUAGAGCAAUUAAUGAAUUUCCCACCCAAUAUAACCCACAUUGAAGACGAAAAUGAUUUCUUAAACGGAAGCUUCAUAUAUGCAACUGUCGGUGAGAAUUACACAUUUACUGUGGUUGCAACAGAUGAAAACGAUAAUGACAUCACGUUUUCUCUUCUGCAGCCCGUAGCUGGAGCAUCAAUUAAUUCAGCAUCCGGGGUCUUUACGUGGACACCACAAGAUACAUCUAUGAUUAGACUUGGCGUAGUUGCAAGUGAUGGUGUAGCAAAUUCUUCCAAAGAGUUCCUGACAUUGUUAUGUGAUUGUAAAAAUGGUGGUAUAUGUGAGUUUGGAACAAUGGAGGAUAAUUCGAAAAUUUUAGAUGAUAGCUUUGCUGUAAAUAUCUUGUAUGUAGACAUAAACGAAUGUCUUCAGGAAAAUGACUGCAGUCUGAAUGCCUUGUGCACAAACGUCCCAGGAAGCUACAACUGUACAUGUUCAACUGGGUUCAGCGGCGAUGGAAGAGAUUGUCAAGAUAUUGACGAAUGCAUUGAGAGUCCAUGUGAUAUUCUAGCAACUUGUGAUAAUGUUGAUGGCUCAUUUACAUGUACGUGUAUAAUUGGAUAUCAAGGCAGUGGUCUAGAAUGCACAGACAUCAACGAAUGUGAACAGAACACAUACAUCUGUCACGUUAAUGCAGAGUGUCGCAAUACUGCUGGAUCCUAUAAAUGCGUCUGUGUUAGUGGUUAUUCGGGCAAUGGAACAUUUUGCGAAAACGCAGACGAAUGUGAAUUAUUAACCCAUGAGUGUAGCGCUAGUGCCACAUGCGAAGAUACAAUGGGAAGUUACAUGUGUACUUGCGAAGACGGGUAUACAGGAACCGGAAGAUCUUGUAUUGAUAACAAUGAAUGUGAAUAUACUCCGUGUGAUGGUGACGUAGGCUUUUGCGAAAACACUGAUGGGUCUUACAUCUGCAGUUGUCGAUUUGGCUACACGCUCGUAGAUGGAGACAUGUGUCAAGAUAUAAACGAGUGCGACAUAAAUGCACACAAUUGUUCACACGAUUGUAUAAACAAACCUGGAGGCUUCACAUGCAGCUGUCCGGGUGACCUUGUUCUAGAUGACGAUGGAGUGUCAUGUUCUUGUGAGUAA
Messenger RNA from Anneissia japonica, 1509 nucleotides. Its product is annotated as fibrillin-1-like. Lineage: Eukaryota; Metazoa; Echinodermata; Crinoidea; Comatulida; Comatulidae. The transcript has 8 exons. The coding region runs from base 79 to 1509 and encodes 476 amino acids. Gene Ontology annotation, cellular component: membrane. Gene Ontology annotation, molecular function: calcium ion binding. The record is from RefSeq and is a predicted model, not a curated record.